AUGGCGGACGAGGACGACGGGGGCGUGAACCGCGUCUGGCUUCGCGGCUUUCUUCGCGGCGUCGACUGCCGACCGCUGCAGUUUAGGGACGCGCUUGGAACGACGCUGGUGUGCAACCUGUGCGGACUGGUCGCCCGCCGAACGGCCUCGCUCCCGUGCUCGCACGUCUUUUGCGAGCACUGCUUGGACCACUGCAGCGACGGUGCCUCCGACAACGACAGGCGGUGCAUUCUCGACCGGGAUGUCUUCGAUCUCGGCACUGUAGUAUGGAGCGACACCCGGCCGAUUGACGUCGUCAAGGCCAAGGUGAGAUGUUGGAACGCGAGGUACGGGUGCGACUUCACUGGCCCACUGCGAGGUCUGCUGGAUCACUUCGAGCAGGACUGCUCUUUCCACGCGGUCACUUGCCCGCGCUGUCAGGGCACGCAACUGCGCUCGAAGCUGGCGGACCAUUACCGCGGUGGAUGCGUGGCGCCUCCCACCUCCACCACCAGGCGGAGCCACCAACUUGCAAGCGACAGCGCUCCUGGCGGUGGACGACACGCUGUGCCACAUGCUCCCAUACAAGACACUCUUGCGGCGUUCGAGUCUAAGAUGAACGAGCUACUGGAACACACGCGAGCACUGGGCACCCGCACGUCGCUUCUUCAGGCUGACAUGAGCAACGCCAGGGAGGUUCUGGCGAGGCUGGUCCCCGAAGCUGCGACCGGAGAAGGCGUCGGCCUGUUGCGUGGCAGUUCUUCCGUCGAUACCUCGGCAGCUCGGGCGAACCGAGUAACGGCCUCCGGACGCGAAGCCACCUCUGCUACGAGCGCGAGGCCUCGACCAUUGUCUUGUUUCUCCAUGCUUCGCAAACGUAAGUGCACCUUGAGCGUCGCGUUUAGAAAAGGCGACGCCGUAGACUCUGCCGAUGCCGCGCUGUCGUCGCCGCUGGACCCGGAGGUGUGGACGACCCGAUGCGAGACUCCAGACGGCACGUGUAACGCCAAGCUGGUCCUGAUGGAGGAGAACUCCGCCCUGAGUGUCUACGGGGCCGCCGACCAGUGCGUAGACAUGUUGAACCCUUGGGUCCUGCGUUCGGCGUCACUGGCGAGACCGCGUAAGCUGUUCCCGCUGGGAGGUGGUCAGCUGCUGACACCUACGUGGGUGGUGUCGCGUCAGAGCCGGGCCUCUUUGCUCGACGAAGGAUUCGACAGGUUCCGGUCGUACCCGUUCGAAGAACUGUGCGGGCGUGGGUUCUUUUCCGACAGGGACGAGGAGGUCGUGGUCCUGACCGUCAAGUUGGUGCGCAAGUUUGACAUGUUUUAAGGCGACACCUAAAGAAGUUGAGCAGUGUGCCGUGGAAUUUCACUUUGCCUCGGUCCAUUUAAGUUCAGUCAUCAAGCUUUUUUUUUGUUGUUGUUUCCUAGUAUGCAAAAACUGGCGUUGUCGUGUGUUGUAUGCAUUGCAAUCCCGGGUUGCUGAGGCUUUGGAUUGGCAUCUUUCUCGGAGAACUAAGACAUCGCGAAGACGCGUCCAACUAACAGCGUUGCUUCCUUUACAAUGCUUUAUUUUUUAUUAACACAGUCAUGGAAAAUCAUGUGUUUUUCUUUGAUAUUGCUACGUAGUAAUAUUAUCUAAAGAACUUUUUUAAUAAACACUGUGUACUCGUG
This is a messenger RNA of Dermacentor andersoni, 1652 nucleotides long. RefSeq lists its product as uncharacterized. The record is from RefSeq and is a predicted model, not a curated record. NCBI's taxonomy places the organism in Eukaryota, Metazoa, Arthropoda, Arachnida, Ixodida, Ixodidae. Gene Ontology annotation, molecular function: tumor necrosis factor receptor binding. Gene Ontology annotation, cellular component: cytoplasmic side of plasma membrane; plasma membrane signaling receptor complex. Gene Ontology annotation, biological process: regulation of canonical NF-kappaB signal transduction.